This is a messenger RNA of Lepisosteus oculatus (spotted gar), 7679 nucleotides long. It is a transcript of the gene myo1cb, whose product is annotated as myosin Ic, paralog b. Gene Ontology annotation, cellular component: cytoplasm; plasma membrane; myosin complex. NCBI's taxonomy places the organism in Eukaryota, Metazoa, Chordata, Actinopteri, Semionotiformes, Lepisosteidae. Gene Ontology annotation, molecular function: microfilament motor activity; ATP binding; actin filament binding. Gene Ontology annotation, biological process: vesicle transport along actin filament; actin filament organization. The record is from RefSeq and is a predicted model, not a curated record.
UCUUAGACAUUUUAUAUGUGGCUGGUGAAAGCUGGUGUUGAAUUUUUCUCUGAACGUUUCUCUGUUGGGAUGGUCCCAGGAGAAUUAGCAGAGGCCUAGAACAGGGGUCCCCCCUCUAGACCACUGGAGUGCAGAAUCCAGCUGGUGCUGUGUGUCUCUCUGACUGAACGGGGAGACACUGGCCCAGCCCUCCUCACAGGAGAUGAACCGUUUCUACACACUAAGGACGCAGAACACCUGCUGGACUCUGGGCCCUGAGGCCCGGAGACCUCAUGGCCGGCCACCUGGCGGGCUGGUUUAAUUGUCCAGUAGACUGGGGGACGAGCCGCACGGCGCUGGGGCCCUGGGUUCAGUUCCUGGGGUGCUGUCUGUGUGGAGUUUGUAUGUUCUCUUUGUGUUUGUGUGGGUGUCCUCCCCCAGUCCAAAGAAAUGUUGGUAGGUUCUUUGUCUUCGGGGAGUAAUUGGUCCUGAUGUGUCUGACUGCCCUGUGAUGGACUGGCGUCCCUCCCAGGGUGUACCCCACCUUGCGCCUGUGUGCUCUGGUUCUCAUGUGACCCUAAAUUGGAUGAAGUGUUUAGAAAACGGAUGGACUGUGGGAUCUGAUCACAAACCCGAUGGAGUAUUUUAACAUCAACUUAAGAGUCUGCUUUCAACUACAUAUUAUUUGAAGUGAUAACAAAAACAAAUCUUCUAAAUAUCUCGUGGAGUGCGGGUCGGGUUUUGUCUAAACGUCGCCAAAAAUUGCUGAACUUUGUUUGCCUUUAAGGAGCGUUUGUGUCGACAGACAGCCACACCCUUCCGACGGCCCCUGACUGGCCGGCACCUUUAAGACUCCGGCGGUGCCUUCUGUGGAGCCGCGGGCGGCAGAGGGACUCGGGUGCUUCCAAAAGCGCGAGUUUCUCCCACGCUGAGAAGAACGAUCAAACGCGAAGUGUGUGCGCGAUUUUAGAUUUUGUGCAGCCCCUUUCCUUGUUCGAUCUCAGGUCCGCGUAGUGAUUCGGCGCCCUGCCGUUUCAGAUUUCAAAUUGAACAGGCAGUCCUUAAACCGAUGCUUAGGCUUGAUUUAGGCGCAUUCAGAUUCGCUUUUAGAAAAUGUAAUCACGAAUAGAAACUCCGGAUUGGCUAGGAGUCCCAUAACAGGUGUGUUCACAUUCAAACAGUGGAAAAAGGCGCCCGAAGCCCCUGCGAUACUUUGUGCCAAAUCUUCACAGUUAAGGCGCCUCCCUUUCCAAUAGCUUUCGUGACGCCAUAAAAGAACUCCGAUGACAUCACCGAAAGCCGCCCUUUGAUUGGCUUGCGCGACUUCCUGAUAGUAAGGUCAUUCUGUUUGAAGCAGGGAGCUGGAGGCGCAGACUCCGGCACCCAGCGUGAAACUGACCGAGCGCGUGUGGCGUGGUGUGGGAGAUUUUGUUUUUCUAGAUGCUCGCGGCACUAUCACGUCCGUGACUGCGACCAAUCCGCAGAACAGCAGCGUGCUGUAGGCAGGCGGACUUCGCCUGGCGAGCAGAGUGGAUUAAGACCGAGCUGACCCGCGGCGGCAGAAGUUGUUACCGGCACGCAGCGGCAGGAGAGAGGACACCUAAAAGGAUUACAUCUGGGUGUUUGUUACUUAAAGGAGAGGGGCGGCUGACUGCAGCUUUACCGGUGGAGUAAAAAUACUUUUUGAAGCCCGCCACAGCCACUCGGUUUUCCUCGGUGACACGCAGCAUCCCGAGUCUCCGACAGGAAUGCAGAAGGCGGUGGGGAGUGACGGUGUGCGGGUCAUGAUGGAGAGCGCUCUGACCGCACGGGACCGCGUGGGCGUCCAGGACUUCGUCCUCCUGGAGAACUACACCAGCGAGGCGGCCUUCAUCGAGAACCUGCGCAAGAGAUUCAAGGAGAACCUCAUCUAUACGUACAUCGGGUCGGUUCUGGUGUCGGUGAACCCGUACAAGGACCUGGAGAUCUACACCAAGCAGCACAUGGAGAGAUACCGAGGGGUCAACUUCUAUGAAGUCUCGCCUCACAUCUACGCCGUGUCCGACAACGCGUACCGCGCCAUGCGGACGGAGCGCCGGGACCAGUGCAUCCUGAUCUCGGGCGAGAGCGGGGCAGGCAAGACGGAGGCGUCCAAGAAGAUCCUGCAGUACUACGCGCUCACCUGCCCCGCCAGCGACAAGGUGGAGAUGGUGAAGGACAGGCUGCUGCAGUCCAACCCCGUCCUGGAGGCAUUUGGAAAUGCCAAAACCCUUCGGAAUGACAACUCCAGCAGAUUUGGAAAAUAUAUGGAUAUUCAGUUUGAUUUCAAGGGGGCUCCGGUGGGGGGGCACAUCCUGAACUACCUGCUGGAGAAGUCCCGGGUGGUCCACCAGAAUCAUGGCGAGCGGAACUUCCACAUCUUCUACCAGCUGAUCGAGGGGGGGGAGGAGGACCUGCUGCGCCGGCUGGGCCUGGAGAGGAACGCCCAGCAGUACCAGUACCUGGUCAAGGGAAACUGUCCCAAGGUGAGCUCCAUCAACGACAAGAACGACUGGAAGCUGGUGCGCAAGGCCCUGUCCGUCAUCGGCUUCGGUGAAGACGAGGUGGAGGAGCUGCUCAACAUCAUCGCCAGCGUGCUGCACCUGGGCAACGUGCAGUUCGGAGGGGAGGAGGGCGGCAAUGCCUUCAUCACCACAGAAACACCUUUCCGAUACCUGGCCAGGCUGCUGGGAGUGGAGGGCUGUGCUCUGAAGGAGGCUCUGACCCACAAGAAGAUCACUGCCAAAGGGGAGGAGCUGAUGAGCCCUCUGAAUCUGGAGCAGGCUGCUUAUGCGCGGGACGCCCUGUCCAAGGCUAUCUAUGGCAGGACCUUCUCCUGGCUGGUCAAUAAGAUCAACGAGUCCCUGGCCUACAAGGACCCAGUGUACCCAGGCAGUAAGAGCGCGGCUGUCAUUGGGCUUUUGGAUAUUUACGGGUUUGAAGUCUUCCAGAACAACAGCUUCGAGCAGUUCUGCAUCAACUACUGCAACGAGAAGCUGCAGCAGCUCUUCAUCGAGCUGACGCUGAAGUCGGAGCAGGAGGAGUACGAGUCUGAGGGCAUCACGUGGGAGCCUGUGCAGUACUUCAACAACAAGAUCAUUUGUGACUUAGUGGAGGAGAAGUUUAAAGGCAUCAUCUCUGUGCUGGAUGAAGAGUGCCUGCGCCCCGGCGACGCGAGUGACAUCACUUUCCUCGAGAAGCUGGAGGAUACGCUGGGAGGACACGCCCACUUCGUCACACACAAGCUGGCUGAUGGGAAGACGCGCAAGGUGAUGGGCCGUGAGGAGUUCCGCCUGCUGCACUACGCUGGGGAGGUGAACUACAACGUCAACGGGUUCCUGGACAAGAACAAUGAUCUACUCUUCAGGAGCCUCAAGGAGGUGAUGUGCCAGUCGGAGAACUCCAUCAUCACCCGCUGCUUCGACAGGGAGGAGCUGAGCGACAAGAAGCGCCCCGAGACGGCUGCUACGCAGUUCAAGAACAGCCUGACCAAGUUGAUGGAAAUUCUGAUGUCCAAGGAGCCUUCCUACAUUCGCUGCAUUAAGCCCAACGAUGCCAAACAAGCAGGCCGGUUCGACGAGGUUCUGAUCCGACACCAGGUGAAGUAUCUGGGUCUGAUGGAGAACCUGCGUGUGCGGCGAGCUGGCUUUGCCUACCGGCGCAAGUACGAGGUCUUCCUGCAGAGGUACAAGUCGCUGUGUCCAGAGACCUGGCCCAACUGGAAUGGGAAGCUGGCAGACGGAGUGGCCACGCUGGUCAAGCACCUGGGAUACAAGCCUGAGGAGUACAAGCUGGGCAGAUCUAAAAUCUUCAUCCGUUUCCCGAAGACGCUGUUUGCCACGGAAGAUGCCUUGGAGGCAAGAAAACAUGGCCUGGCCACCAAGCUCCAGGCCUCGUGGAGAGGAUACCAGCAGAAAACCAAGUACCACAAGCUGAGGCAGUCCGCGAUUCUAAUCCAGGCGUGGUGGCGAGGGGUCCUGGCCAGGAGGAGAGCCGCCCGAAGGAGAUGGGCAGCCGACACCAUUCGCAGGUUCAUCAAGGGGUUCAUUUACCGCCACGAGCCGCGGUGCCCGGAGAACGACUACUUCCUGGACUAUGUGCGAUACUCCUUCCUGAUGAGCCUGAGGCGCAGCUUACCCAAGACCGUCCUGGACAAGAGCUGGCCCACCCCACCGCCUGCGCUGGCUGAGGCCUCGGAGCACCUGAGGAAGAUGUGCAUGCAGAACAUGGUGUGGAGCUACUGCAAGAGGAUCAAUCCCGAGUGGAAAAACCAGCUGGAGCAGAAGGUGGUGGCCAGUGAGAUCUUCAAGGACAAGAAAGAUAACUACCCACAGAGCGUGCCCAAACUCUUUGUGAGCAGCCGCUUGAGCAGUGAAGAAAUAAACCCCAAAGCUCUGCAGGCCCUGGGCAACGAGAAGAUGAAGUACGGAGUCCCAGUGACCAAGUACGACCGCAAGGGCUACAAGGCUCGAGCAAGGCAGCUGCUCCUGACGCAGAGCUGCGCCUUCAUCGUGGAGGAGGCCCGAGUGAAGCAGAGGAUUGACUACAGCUUGCUGAAGGGAAUCUCUGUCAGCUCCCUGAGCGACGGGCUCUUCGUGCUCCAUGUGCCCUGUGAGGACAACAAGCAGAAGGGAGAUGUCGUGCUUCAGAGCGAUCAUGUGGUUGAGACCCUGACCAAAGUGGCCAUGAGUGCAGACAAAGUGAACAACAUCAACAUCAACCAAGGAAGUAUCAAGUUCACGGUGGGCCAGGGGAAGGAGGGCAUCAUCGACUUCACCUCCGGCUCAGAGCUGCUCAUUGCCAAGGCCAAGAACGGGCACCUGUCUGUGACUGCUCCUCGGCUCAACUCCAGAUGAUGACUGGGAUCGACCAAUCGAAAGAGGCAGCAAUAAAGAAAAAAGGAUACCUACCAGAACCCAUCCUCCAAUUAGAUUACAGCUGUCACAGCCAGCUCUGCCACUCAUUGGCUGAAAAUGCUAGUGAUUUCUCCGCCUUACCCAAUCAGAUCUAUUUUUGCUUCUUUACCAGCACCAAAGGCUUGUGCUUCCAAAUAUGACAAAAAUGUAAAAUGUUUUAUUUUUUUUAAUUAAUAUUAUUAUUAUUAUCAUUACUAUAAUUAUUGCUUCAUAUUAGAAAUACACUAAAAACCAAACCAAGGUGUGAUCGUCAAUGAAACCUCACACUACACAGGCUUGAUGCAAGUCUAAAGAAAGAGGACAGAUGUUAAAGGUGCACCUGUCUCUCGAUCGGAUCGUCAGAUCAGCCCCUUCCCACAGGAGCAGGAGAAAUGCACCUGCCAUCAGCCCUGCAGCCAAUCAGACUCUUUUUAAAGGACCUUCAGUACUUGAUUAGCGGUGAUCUUGAUCAGAUGGAAAUAAACAUGGGCAGGCAGCAUGUGCAGGAGCUGGAGUCGGAUUUGCUUCUUCUGUGGCUCUGCCCCUGUAUUACUCCUGUGCGUGUCGCCGUCAAAGAGCUGUGGACUCAGAUCUGGGUCGUGUCCCGCCAAGGACUGUCCACAGGUCCAGGGAUGAGGAACUGGACACGCUGAAGGCAGACCCUCCUCAUCCCUCUUGGGGAAAUUCUGUUCCUUGGUCUUCUGUCCCCCCAAAAAAACACUGUCAGAGAGACCAGCGCACCUGGACUGGGGUUCCCACCUCCUCCAAGGGGGUGAAUCCUUCGGAGUCUGGACAUGGACAAAAGCCUCGUUUUUAUGUUUAACCCCAACUCCUACAGAGUCCAGUCCAGUCUAAUCCAGCCCACUAGCUGUGCUAUACAUCAUUCUAUUACUCAUUAUUCACUCAUUUCUCACAGCCACAGAAUACUGUAACAUGCAAUUAUAUACCAUUAUUAAUCCUGCUGAACACAGCAGCAUGAUGUAUAUCAUGGCACUGUCUGCUGGUGGUGGUAGUUCAGGAAUAUGAAUCCUCUGUGAUCAUAAGUCAGAGUGUGCUUGGACAGACCUGCUUGGAUUUAGCUUUAUGUGGGUAAGAAGCUCAAUGAAAGUACAUUUGUCUGGUUACCAAAGCCCAUCUCCACACCUGCUGGCUCCUCAGAGUGCUGAAUGCUGAGGACUUUUUGGAUAGCUGGCAUGUUUAGUCUUGCCAGCCCAUAUUUAGGGUUCUUCAUUGUUAGCCAAUAAUAAUCUCCAUCUGUCUGUCCAUGUGUGAGAAACACAAGCUUGGUGUUUCUUUGAUGCAGAAUAUAUGUUCUGUGAUUGUAAUAUCAUUGCCCCAGAUUACUAUUGUGCCUUGCCCAGAGAGAGACAUGCUUCUUCUCGAGAUUUUUAAAAUCAUUUUAGUUAGGUUUCUGUGUGCGAAUGCAGUGUCGUUCUGCGUCCCUCAGGUGUCAAAGAGAUGAGAGAGCUGGAGAAUCAAGUAGACAGACCCUCCCCCCACUCAGGCCACCCAGGAUGUCGCUCAUCAUAUAAGCAAAGCCAAAAUUUUACCAAGUAGCAUCCAGUUUUACUAAAAGAUUUUAAUAAAAGAUUUUUAAUGCCUUUAAUAAUUUUUAUUCUUUCAUUGCAAUAUUCUGCCCUUGAGGCUGUUAAAAAAUAAACUCGUUUAGCCUCUUCUCCUUUCAUACUUCCCCUCUUGUCCAGACCUUGGUGUCUGCCUGUAGAUCAGAGACUCUCAGGGGUUGAGCCUCCAUGGUCAGAUUAUUUUAGGGAGUUAAAUACCAUUUUUGCUUAACUAUCCCAGUAUCCAUCUGCGAAAUCCAGGAUUGUGGGAGUAACGUGGUCUGGAUAGAACAGAAAUGCUACUGCUUUAUAGAAUGAACUUGUGGAAUGGACAACACACUGGUGUCAAAACUAUUUUAAAUCCUUAAUCUUUACUGGUAAGAUUAGUGUAUUAAUACAAUGAAUUAUAUUUACAAUGGGAGAAACAUGGCUUUAUCAACUCCCCAGUUCAAAAGCAAAUGCACUUGAUUUCGAAUGAUUAAAGAACUCAGGUAAUAUGGCUGUAUGUCUGGCAGUUCAGUACUGGUCAGUGCUGUUUGGACACACUCGGUAUGUCUGGCAGUUGAGUACUGAUCAAUGUUGUAUGUGGCUGAAAUUCUGCAGACAUUUACUGGGAUACAGGGUGUUCAGUAAGAGACCAAUGGAAAGUGAGGCAAUCAAAAUGGAUCCACUGCCCCUGUUACAAACCUGUUUGGGACAGCAGGGUGUUGUAGGAGACAGCUGACCAGAGAGGAACAACUUCUGAGCGUUUUCAUUUUUUUCUAACGUCUUUUUGUUUUUGGUUUUAUCUAAAAACAUUGUUAAAUGCACUGUUUUUCCAAGUAACACAUCUGUGUGCUUCACAAAAGAUUUUUUCAGUAAUGUUUCUUAUUUUUCAUUAAUCAUAUUAAAAAUGAAAAAAAAAACAGUACAGUUGGAAAUCUGUUUUAAUACUUUGAUUGUAAAAGGGAGUGAAAUGAUGAUUUAUAAACCAUAGGAUAAAUAGAAAUUAUUAAAAAAGCCAUAGAAGAUUUGGGUAAAUAUAUGUAAAUAAUGACUUUAGUCUUUAAAUAGCCUUUUUAAUAUGUGCAAUAUCAAUGUAAUUGGUUGGACAUUUAAUUUUUUGGCACAGUUUGAUUUCUUGCAGAAGGUCAUGAAGGUGGAUAAUGUGUUCUUAAUGCUUCCAGUUUGCGUUAUUGCUAUCUUUGUAUGAAGAAGCUUCAAAAAUAAAUGUUCUUGUUGGCCA